Lathyrus oleraceus (garden pea) is the source of this 2406-nucleotide messenger RNA. RefSeq names its product protein ROOT PRIMORDIUM DEFECTIVE 1. The transcript has a single exon. Gene Ontology annotation, molecular function: RNA binding. The coding region runs from base 172 to 1578 and encodes 468 amino acids. The record is from RefSeq and is a predicted model, not a curated record. NCBI's taxonomy places the organism in Eukaryota, Viridiplantae, Streptophyta, Magnoliopsida, Fabales, Fabaceae.
AUCCGACCCAAAACUGAAAAUAAUUCCAUUAAACCCUAAAUCCCCAAAACGCCCCUUCCCGCUCUAAUAACUCUCCAUUUCUCCAACUUCAUAGUUCACACUUCACACUCGAUCAACCAUCCUCCAUAGCCGAAAUCACUGCAUAAACCCUAAAUCUUCAAAACCCUAAAAAUGCGACUCUUAAUUUUUCGCAUCUCCAAUUUCGUAAAGCAAAAUCUCGAAAAUUCACAAUGGAUUCAUCACCACCAACACAACCCCAAUUUCAAUCCCAUCAGAGAAAUGUCACAAUCUACCUCAAUCCCCAAAAAACAACUAAGAAUUCGCGAUCAUGGCUACGACAAUUAUAUGGAAAUUGAGAAGAAAACUCGAAAAGUCCUCAAAUUUCAGAACCUUAUCCUCUCUGAACCCAAUCAAUCGAUCCCAAUCCCUCGUCUCGAAACCCUAGCUCAUCGCAUAGGCUUCACGCGCCAUGAAUCCAGCGCGUUUCUUCUUAAAUUCCCGCACGUGUUCGAAAUCUUCGAGCACCCAGUUCAGCGCAUCCUCUUCUGUAGGUUAACCCGUAUGGCCAUUCUUCAGAUUGAACAGGAGCGUCUCGUGCUUGCAGAUCAAGUUUCGCAAGCUGUCACGCGCCUCCGCAAGCUCCUCAUGAUGUCGAAUGGUCUCCGAUUACGCCUCGAGCAUGUGAGGAUUGCGCGAUCAGCCCUUGGGCUCCCGGAUGAUUUUGAAUACUCGGUUGUUUUGAGGUACCCUGAAUUAUUUAGGUUAAUUGACGCUAAAGAAACUAGGAACAAGUACAUUGAGCUUGUUGAAUUUGACCCUAAGUUAGGAACAUGUGCAAUUGAAGAUGCUAGGGAGAAAGUUUAUAGAGAGAGAGGUAGUGAUGCUGAAGAUGUUAGGUUUUCGUUUUUGAUUGAUUUUCCACCUGGUUUUAAGAUAAGCAAGUAUUUUAGGAUUGCAAUGUGGAAGUGGCAAAGGCUACCUUAUUGGUCACCUUAUGAGGAUGUUUCUGGGUAUGACUUGAGGUCAAUUGAGGCACAGAAGAGAAUGGAGAAAAGGGCUGUUGCCACCAUUCAUGAAUUGUUAUCCUUGACCGUGGAGAAGAAGAUUACUUUGGAGAGAAUUGCGCAUUUUCGGAUGGCAAUGCACUUGCCAAAAAAGUUGAAGGAAUUUUUGCUUCAGCAUCAGGGGAUUUUCUACGUCUCCACCAGAGGGAAUCAUGGGAAGCUUCACACUGUUUUUCUUAGGGAGGCUUAUAGGAAAGGUGAGUUGGUUGAACCUAAUGAUUUGUAUUUGGCGCGACGGAAGCUUGCCGAGCUUGUGAUUUUGAGCCCUCGGAAAGCUAGGGUUGAUAGGGAAUUGGUUGGAUAUAGGAGGAGCAAGUUAGAUGAUGAAAUGGGGCAAGUAACAAGAGCAUAUGUUGAGGAUGCUUGUGAAGACUUUAAGGUUGGAAAUGGUGUUGGACAAGGUGAGGAUGCAGAAGAUGAUUUGUCAUCAGAUAUUGGUUCUGAUGUUGAUUCCGGAGAUGAGGAUGAUGAUUUUGAUGGUAGUGUAUCAAUGCAAAGGAAAUCGCUCGAGUGAGAGUAUUACGGGAGUCUUUUAUAUCUUCCAAUUAUGCUGUUGAGAAGUCUGUUUGAAGGGAAGGACUCUCCCGUGACAAUUUUAACUGAAGGGGAACUGAAAAACUUCACUAUUUAACCUCACCAGGGCCGGCCCAAUUAUAUCGGAGGCCCUGUUCUAAUUACAAAAAUGGGCCCGAUUUUUUUUUAAAACAUAAUUAUAAUAAUUAAAGCGUCUUAGAUCGACUUCAGAGAUUCUAAAUAGUAUGAAGAUCAUUAAGUUACAAUCAUGGGAAGAAAAAUUCAAGAAUUUACUCCAGUCGCUACGCGAUAAAGAGUUUGUAUGGUUGUCUAAGGCACAGAUCUUGAAAGCUUCUAGUUCAUUUCUUUAUUGGAUGUCUCCUACUGUUAUUUCUGCUGUUGUUCUCAUUGGAUGUGUGGUUACCCAGAGUGCACCAUUGAAUGCUGAAACUAUUUUCACAGUUCUUGUAACAUUGAAGAACACGGGGGCGCCUGUUAAAAUGGUCCCAGAGGCUCUAUCCAUUAUGAUUCAAGUUAAGGUUUCCUUCGAUCGUCUUAAUAACCUUUUGCUCGAUGAAGAACUAAUCAAUGACGAUAGUGAAAGAAAAUUCAAGGAAUGUUCUGUUAAUGCUGUGGAAAUUCAAGAUGGCAAAUUCAUUUGGGAUCUUGAAUCCGUGUUUCCAACUUUAGAAGAUGUAAAUUUAGAAAUCAAAUGGAGACAUAAAAUUGCAGUUUGUGGACCAGUUGGAGCUGGGAAAUCAUCACUUUUGUAUGCAAUACUUGGAGAAAUUCAUAAGAUAUCAGGAACUGUUAGUUCCUAAUUAACCCA